Pyrenophora tritici-repentis Pt-1C-BFP is the source of this 171-nucleotide messenger RNA. The record is from RefSeq and is a predicted model, not a curated record. Lineage: Eukaryota; Fungi; Ascomycota; Dothideomycetes; Pleosporales; Pleosporaceae.
AUGGUAAGGUUGAUCCUUCUCGGCCGCACCCAAGAUGCUGAGCGUGAUGAUUCCGCCAUCUGGCGCAUCUCAGUCGUCAUGCCAUCUAUUACCCCCUCCCCUGAUCGUCGUGUAAGCUCGCUUGCGAGUAAACAAAACCCCAUAGCCAAGGGCAGAAGAACCAACGGGUAA